GACAAGGUUACUGGCGGUGUGGACAAGGUUCCUGGCGAUGAGGACAAGGUUCCUGGCGGCGACGACAAGGUUCCUGGCGAUGAGAACAACGUUCCUGGCGGUGAGGACAAGGUUCUUGGCGGUGACGACAAGGUUGCUGGCGGUGGGGACAGGGUUCUUGGCGGUGAGGACGAGGUUCCUGGCGGUGAGGACAAGGUUCCUGGCGGUGAGGACAAGGUUCCUGGCGGUGAGGACAAGGUUCGUGGCGGUGACGACAAGGUUCCUGGCAGUGACGACAAGGUUCCUGGCCGACCUGGCUGUGAGGACAAGGUUCCUGGCGGUUAG
This is a messenger RNA of Paramuricea clavata, 324 nucleotides long. NCBI's taxonomy places the organism in Eukaryota, Metazoa, Cnidaria, Anthozoa, Malacalcyonacea, Plexauridae. The record is from the annotation of a GenBank genome assembly.